This is a messenger RNA of Oryza brachyantha (malo sina), 855 nucleotides long. RefSeq names its product RING-H2 finger protein ATL80-like. The record is from RefSeq and is a predicted model, not a curated record. The transcript has a single exon. NCBI's taxonomy places the organism in Eukaryota, Viridiplantae, Streptophyta, Magnoliopsida, Poales, Poaceae. The coding region runs from base 48 to 584 and encodes 178 amino acids.
CUCAAUUGAAUCCUGCUUGAGUUGGAGUCCAGCACCAGCAGAGCAGAAUGCGAGCUCUACUCCACUCUGCUUCCUCCCCGCCGCCGCCGGCGGCCAUCUCCAUCGACUCCGACAUGGUGGUCAUCCUGGCCUCCCUCCUCUGUGCCCUCAUCUGCGUCGCCGGCCUCGCCCUCGUGGCGCGUUGCGCCUGCCGCCGCCCUCGCCCCCGCCCCCGCCGGCCAAGCAGUAGCGCUGCCCCACCCGCCUCCAUCCCUGCACCCAAAGGCCUGAAGAAGAAGGCCAUCGACGCGAUACCCACCGUGUCCUUCGCCGCCGGCAAGCAGCAGCAGACGGCGGAGUGCGCCAUCUGCCUGGCGGAGUUCGGCGCGGGCGAGGAGCUACGCGUGCUGCCGCACUGCGGCCACGGCUUCCACGUGGCCUGCAUCGACACGUGGCUGGGGACCCACGCCACCUGCCCCUCCUGCCGCGCCACCGUCGCCACAUUGUUCGUCCCGGGCCGUUGCCGGAGGUGCGGGGAGGUGGACGACGCAGCCGCGCUGGAGGCCGCCCGUUUCUCCACUACCAACUCUGAAGACGACACCUAAUUACUACUACUAGCUAACUACGGACUGCAAUCUGGAAUCCUUUCGUCGGAUCGGAGCGUUCAAGUGCCUAACAACAAGCACAUCGUACGUGUCUGUAUCUACGAUCGAUUUGCAUUACAUUAGAUCAUUAGAUACAUAAUAUAUAUUGUAUAUAGUAUUAACUAUCAAAGUAGUUGUAUCAUAUUUUAAUGGGCAUGCAUGCUCUACACUAGCUUGUUCUUAGGUUCUUUAUUUCGUCUUGAUCGCCCUCCCGGAACCAUGCAUUACAUCC